Haplochromis burtoni (Burton's mouthbrooder) is the source of this 800-nucleotide messenger RNA. Its product is annotated as excitatory amino acid transporter-like. The transcript has 6 exons. Gene Ontology annotation, molecular function: L-glutamate transmembrane transporter activity; neutral L-amino acid transmembrane transporter activity; glutamate:sodium symporter activity. Gene Ontology annotation, biological process: L-glutamate transmembrane transport. Lineage: Eukaryota; Metazoa; Chordata; Actinopteri; Cichliformes; Cichlidae. The record is from RefSeq and is a predicted model, not a curated record. The annotation marks the transcript as partial. Gene Ontology annotation, cellular component: plasma membrane.
GAAAAUGGAGUGCAUCCUAAGCUUUUGUGGAAAGUGCUGGCAUUCUUGUAUCCACAGAAGAAAUGUGUUAACCCUUUUAAGUCUGACAGGUGUUUUCCUGGGUGUAGGUAUGGGUGCAAUUUUGAGGACCUACGCCAAGCUGACAAAGUUUCAAAGAAUCUAUAUCGGCUUCUCAGGAGAAAUACUGAUGCGGAUGCUUCAGUUGGUCACUGUUCCUCUCAUUGUGUCAAGUGUGAUUAUGGGAAUAUUGUUGGUAGUGGUGAUCAAGCCUGGGAUGACACUGUUUUUGAUGAUGACGAUGAUGAAGCCUUCUCAACAGUGGAUGUCUUGUUGGAUCUAAUAAGAAAUAUGGUGCCAAAAAACCUGGUUCUGUCAAGCUUUAAACAUUACAAGACCCAGAAGGUGUUGGUGAACAUUGAAUCAGACAAUAACAAUUCUACCUCUGACACGGAAGAGACGCAAGUACGUCUAGUGGGCAAAUACAUUGAUGGACUUAAUACACUGGAGGUGAUUGGAAUGUCUUUUAUUUUUGGCCUGGCCCUCCGGAACAUGGGCGAAACAGGGAAACUCCUCAUGGAUAUCAUCAGCGCCGUUAACGAAGCCACCAAGGAAGUGGUUAAGAUGAUAAUUGGGUACACUGAUAUAGUUCCUACAAGGAGGCCAUUCAACACCUAAGAGAUAGCAUGCAAAGAUUUAAAUUAUAUAGGUGGACUGAUUUCCUGAUUGUCAUACACUAUCAAAAACAAAUCAUUUUUUCAGGGUGUAAAAACUAACACAUUUAAUGUUAACUGGCUUUUCAA